UUUAAAUAAAUAAAGAAAAAAUCACAAAACGUUAAAGUUCAAAUGAAAAUGAAACAAAUCUUCGUGCUUUGCAUAUUCUCACUCUUUGCCAAAGAUGCACAAACUUUGCUCCUAAGCCAAAUGGAUUGGAAGAAUCUGCGAAACAGUGGAGCCUUGGACUUAAAUGUCUUACGCUGUUUUCUGCGAGACAAAAACUAUUGUCCCAGUCCACAUAUCGAUCACCGUCUGUAUGCUCCCAAUGGACCGCGUCGUGGAAUUCCAUUAAAUGUCAAGAACCCAAUGUCCCUAUACAAAGGUGGAUUCAACAAACACCGCGAAACUGUCUUCAUAAUUCACGGAUUCAAUGGAACUGCAAUAGAUAUUCACCUGCAAUUUCUUAGGGAUGCUUACUUAUCGCGGGAUUUCAAUGUCAUCACCGUAGACUGGCGACCUUUGACCCGCUAUCCGUGCUACCUCCACUCGCUAAUCAACACCAGACUAACGGCGCAGUGCACCGCCCAGAUCUACGCCUUCCUCACCCACUACGGUGCUGCUCCGGAGCGGAUCACAUGCGUGGGUCACUCCCUGGGCGCCCACAUCUGCGGCAUGAUCAGCAAUCACCUGACGCGAAAACAGUACCGCAUCAUUGGAUUGGAUCCCGCACGGCCUCUAAUAGAGCGCAUGAAGAGCAAUAAGUUUCGGUUGUCCAUCGACGAUGCCAACGUCAUCCAGGUGAUCCACACCAAUGCCGGAUUCCUGGGCCAGGAGGACAACAACGGGCACCUCAACUACUGUGUCAACGGUGGACGCAUACAGCCGUUCUGCAAAGGAAAUCCAAUCAGGAAAUCGCGGUGCUCGCACUUCUUGAGCAUCUGCUACUUGGCCACUGCCACGUUCAAGCACAAGAAGUUCAUGGGAGUACCGUGCCCCAAUGGAUGCCUGAAUCUCAGUGGAUCCAAGCGACUGCCAGUAAGCGGAAAGGUGAAUCCCUUCGAGUUCGCAUCGCUGAUAAGGGAGUACCACAUAGGCAACGACGCCCCCGAUGACGCCCGAGGCUGCAUUUGCAUUGAUGUGCCGUAUGCAAAGCACUGCCCCUUUACGGACGCGUAGGAGCUGGACUUCACGGACAUUUCAUUACAGAUGCUUGGCCCAACCGAACAUUUACUUUCGAAACAGCCAAGUGGAGAAUGGCUCUGUCUUGGCUGACAAAAGAUAAAAGCUGUAAUUGAGCUACAAUAUAUUACACGCC
Molecule: messenger RNA, 1228 nt
Organism: Drosophila santomea
Lineage: Eukaryota; Metazoa; Arthropoda; Insecta; Diptera; Drosophilidae
Product: phospholipase A1
Exons: 7
Coding region: 43-1089 (348 amino acids)
Molecular function (GO): lipase activity
Source: RefSeq, a predicted model, not a curated record